GGACUGGAUAUUUCUCCCGACAUCGUACCUAUUUUAACAUUUACCGGUGUACUGGGAUACAUUACAACUUUUGCACUGGGCAUGGGAGGAUUACCGUGGGUUAUAAUGUCUGAGAUAUUUCCCAUCAAUGUGAAAGUGUCAGCUGGGAGUUUGGUGACAUUUACCAACUGGUCUAUUGGUUGGAUUAUCACUUACACUUUCAAUUUCAUGAUGGAAUGGAGCUCUUCAGGAACUUUCUUCUUCUUCUCUGGGAUUUGUGCGGUAACAAUUCUGUUUGUGUGGAUGUUGGUGCCGGAGACCAAAGGAAGAACAUUGGAAGAAAUACAAGCUUCGUUAACCCAUCUUUUGCAAUGAUCCCAUAGAUAUACACGACAAAUUAAAGCAAGCAAAUUGUUUAUAUGUAUAUAAAUAUAUAUAUAUAUAUAUAUUGGUAUGUGUAUUUUUUU
Molecule: messenger RNA, 446 nt
Organism: Carica papaya (papaya)
Lineage: Eukaryota; Viridiplantae; Streptophyta; Magnoliopsida; Brassicales; Caricaceae
Source: RefSeq, a predicted model, not a curated record